AUUCAACCCUUCCCUCCUCACCCUCACUCUCACACAUCCGCAAGACACUUUGUCUAUCACAUUCGUUUUUCAACAACCCCACACUCUUCCAACUCUCCCAAACUUAUAAUAAUCUCCCAACCUAAUUACUUCCAAAGUAAAUAAUUCAAUCCCUCAAAAUGCAAUACUCCAUUGCCGCCGUCAUUGCUCUCGCAGCAUCCACCGUCUCUGCCGGAUACGCUCACGGCAACGGUACUGUCGUCUACACCACCGAGAUCCACACCGCCUACACCACUGUCUGCCCAGUCUCCACUGAGUUGACCUUCAACGGUAUCACAUACACUGCCACUGAGGUAAGCACCCCACGAUCUGGGCGGGUUUGAUGAUGGAACCGUACGCGAGGAUAUCAUCUUGCGCGUAAUGGAGCCUCCUGAAACCGAUCUACUUGGCAAUUAAGAAUAGCAGACUGACAAUCUAUUCAGAGCACCACCUUGACCAUCACCAACUGCCCAUGCACAGUUAUCACUCCAGUUACCACCACAGCCGUAGUGUACUGCAACACCUGGUAGCCCCUCAACUGUUCCCACACAGUUUCCUAACAAUAUGCUAAUUAUAAUCAUAGUUCCUCCUCUUCCUCUGCCGUCCCAUCUAUCCCAACCAAGGCCCCAGUCUACCCUAACGGAACCACCCCAGCUGCCACCACCCCAGCUGGUUCCAAGCCAACUUCCGUUGGUACCACCUCUGCUGUCGGCCUCCCAUCCGCCACCCCAUCCACCAUCAGCGCCUCAAGCGGCAACAAGGCUUUCGCCUUCUCUGGCGCAUCCCUUGCUGGUCUCCUUGGUCUCGCCGCUUACGUUUUGUAAGCGGUCUACUGCUGUUCGGCUGUCCGAUACGUCACGAAAUAUACGAAUCUCACCGAAAUCUCGGUAAUUUCAUGAUGGAAGGAAAGCGGUCGGAGUGGAUUUGAUGGUGCUGGAAUCUGUGGGCUUAAUAUACGGUGUUCUGCAUUGCUCUAUGGAGUUAAUUUGACGACAAUGACCACGCAUGCAGGUCGAAUAUUUUCUUGUAAUUGUUUGAGGGAUCGAGAGUGUCACCACUACGUUGGCUGUCACGAGGAUCCCAUCAUACCCCCAGAGUGUUCGGUCUUUCCAGGUGUCUGGAGGCGAGGUCGGCGUGUUUUGUUUAAUAUUGUUUUGAGCUGCGAUCUACGGAAGCAGAACCCAAUCUGGUCAAAUCUACAACAAGCACAUCCUCUUGUUCCACCUGCAUUCUCCUUCCUCUGGACAACCUUCUUUUCGUGCUAAUAGAUUCUUAAAUAAUGAGUGAACGCUGGGUGUGUUUAUUGGUCGGGCAAGGAAAAGUUCGAUAUCAGCUUUUUAGAUUUACAGUGCUUUACGCCUGUCAAUUCAAUGGUUUCCAAUAAUCUUUGUAUCAUAGUGUUCUGGAAUCAAAUGAAGAGAGACAGAAAGCAUUGCUCGGAGACCAAGUUUUGGCCCAGCAUCCCAUAAAAUCUGUUCAUGAC
Messenger RNA from Hymenoscyphus albidus, 1501 nucleotides. Lineage: Eukaryota; Fungi; Ascomycota; Leotiomycetes; Helotiales; Helotiaceae. The record is from the annotation of a GenBank genome assembly.